Molecule: messenger RNA, 422 nt
Organism: Blastomyces dermatitidis ER-3
Lineage: Eukaryota; Fungi; Ascomycota; Eurotiomycetes; Onygenales; Ajellomycetaceae
Exons: 1
Coding region: 1-363 (120 amino acids)
Source: RefSeq, a predicted model, not a curated record
AUGGUUUACCAGGGCCGUGUCACGACAUAUAAUUUUCGAAAACGUGAUAGUUACUAUACUUAUUCCUCUCGGCUGGUGGGUUUGAAGUUUGAAGUCGCCAACGGACCAGAACCACCCAUAUUGGAUAGUGACUUGUCCAGGGCCAUAUAUGACGCCGACAUUUAUGCCCCAGAACCUGAUUCCCAAGGCGGUUUUCUCCCAAGUUUAUUUGUAUCAGGCCAGCCACCCAACCUAGUACUGGAAGUUCACGGUACCUCCGUUUCCAAAAGCCGCCGGCCUGUUGUUGCUGUGAACGAAUGGGAUCACGGGAACGGCCUGUCCGAGGUUUUAUCCAGCCUUGUUCGAUAUCCUUCAAUGGCCUGAUUUGUCUUUAGCUUUCCAAGAAUUAUCUGGAUUGCCGUCCUCAACAGGCGGUCAACGAG